Peronospora belbahrii is the source of this 1014-nucleotide messenger RNA. The record is from the annotation of a GenBank genome assembly. Lineage: Eukaryota; Oomycota; Peronosporomycetes; Peronosporales; Peronosporaceae.
AUGGUCUUGGAUCUGUGGUGGAUCGGCGUGGUAGUUGCUGGUGUCGUUGUAGGCAUUUCCGUCAUAUCUUUCGUCGUGACAAAAGUCCGUGCUCCAGGCUUUAAAGUAGAGGGGAAACACGUGUUCAUAACAGGUGGAAGCUCUGGCUUGGGACUUUCGCUAGCCAAAAAGUAUGCGAAACAAGGAGCCAAGUUGUCGAUCAUCGCACGUGGGGUGGACAAACUCGAGGAGGCUAAGAAGGAGAUUGAAGCCAUUCGCAAGAAUACUGACACGGACGUCUUCAUCCAGUCAUGCGAUGUAGCAGACUUUGCCAGCGUUCAAAAAGCAGUUGACGCUGCCAAUUCGUUUCAUGGCCGUGCUACGGACCAUGUCGUGUGCUCUGCGGGUUUUGCUGCCCCUGGCUACUUCAUGGAGCAGGAUGUGAGUCUGUUCAAGAAGAUCAUGGAUGUCAACUACUUUGGUACGUUGUACACCAUAAAAGCGGCAUUGCCGGCCAUGGUGCGGCGCUCUGAAGAAGGAGGAGAAGGUGGCCAUCUUGUGCUUGUAAGCUCCGGACUUGGACUGAUUUCGUGGAUUGGAUACGCUCAGUACGCUGCUACCAAGUACGCGCUGCGUGGACUGGCCGAGUCGUUGCGUAAUGAGCUUCAGUUGUUUGGGAUUCGUGUAAGCAUCUUUUACCCGGGCAAUAUUGACACACCUGGCUAUGUGGAAGAGAACCGCACUAAACCACCUGAGACCAAAAUCAUUGAAGGAGUGAGCAUACCCCUUCAUUCGGACAAGGUGGCGCAACAACUGAUCAACGGUGUGAGCGAUGGUCUGUUCAGCAUCACCAACGAUCCCAUGAUCUUCAUCCUGCGUGUCCUCGCUAACGGUGUUGCGCCGCGCUACAACACAAUGAUGGAGACCGUGCUGCUGUUUUUAUUCAUCCCUAUUCAGGUGGGCUUUGGCUUCUUCAUGGACUUUAUCGUGUGGCGAACCAAGCAUGCCUGCGAGAACAAGCCAAAGGACGAGUAA